Messenger RNA from Psilocybe cubensis, 2043 nucleotides. RefSeq lists its product as uncharacterized. The record is from RefSeq and is a predicted model, not a curated record. NCBI's taxonomy places the organism in Eukaryota, Fungi, Basidiomycota, Agaricomycetes, Agaricales, Agrocybaceae. Bases 1 to 2043 code for a protein of 680 amino acids. Gene Ontology annotation, molecular function: protein binding. The transcript has 5 exons.
AUGCUAAAAGUGACAUUCCCUGCCCUCUCCCCUAAAUUUGCGAAUCUCCGUGUGUCAUCAGAUAAAGUGAUUAGAUUAGAUCUCCCGGCACUAUCCGUUGGUUGGCAUAACAAGAACAACAACUGGUUAUUCGUGCUCACAGCGACCACAGUGUCGCAGCUUUCGCUGAAGCAAAUGUCUUCAUUCACUGCUCUGCCUCCUGAGAUACACGUAGAAAUUAUUCAAAACCUUGAAUAUUCGUCUCUUCUUCGGUGCGCUGCUACUUGCAGAUCACUGUAUGAGCUAUGUCAAACGUCCUCAAAGCUCCAAUACACGAUUAAUCUAGGUAAACAUGGCAUGAUCGAUGCUGGUAGUGGAACCCCACCUUUGGACCUCCUCAUGGACCUGAGACAGCUACGGGAGGGGUGGGAGAACAUCGCUUACAAGCGGUACGAUAAAAUCAGCAUCGACGAAGAUUGUCUCGCCUACGAGCUCGUCGGUGGGGUGUUUGCGCUCUCUGAUGGUGUGGGGCUGAAGACAAUCCAACUUCCCUCCUCUCGAGUCGAAUCACAUAUGAUGGACAGAAAGUUGUUGGGUGUCCUUGUGAGAGACUUUGCAAUUGAUCCUACGCAGGAUGUAGUGGUGAUUCUCGAGGACGAUCAAGCGCUUGUAUCAUACCAUAACACCCGUACCACGAACUUUCACAUCCGCACCAUAUCUACCAAUGAAAAGCAUCCGCUGGCCGCCUUUGAGACGCUUUCAUUCACUAUACCACCCGAUCUGGACUUUGGGAAUGCCAUAGGUAGUGUCAUGCUACAGCUCACCGACAACUUGCUGUCUAUAUUCAUCGCCAAAGGACCUGCUUUCUCUGCUAUGUGUCGCGCGCUCAUCUGGAAUUGGCAAACUGGUUUCCUCAUCUACGACUCCAACAACACUGGUCAAGACGGGCCUCUCCCAUCACAUAUUAGAGAUUUCUCUCUUCUUACAAAAGACUGCUUUGUCAUGGCCUCCACGCGCGACAGCGGUGCCCUGCUUUUAUACACCUUUUCAACAACUCCCCCAGUUCCAUCCCAACCGGGAGUGCCACCCCCUCCUCCAAGACUUGCCGCAAAGCUGCGCCUCCCACCGAUACGUCCAGAGUACCGUGUACAGCGGGUUGGCAUUCACGCGGGUCCAUACCACGCACGCGCGCCUGCUUCCGCGCCAUUUUACACCUCUCCAGAAGAGGGUGUCCAGACGGUAUCAAUUGCUUACGCAGUGCGAGAUCUGACGAGGGAUAGAGGUCCUGGGGAGGUCAUCUAUCACUAUUUGAUGUUCGUCAAAACCCGGACACUAAUCAACUAUGCGCGCCGUCGCAUUGUAGAAGUAAAAUCUGAAAUGGAGAUUGAAGACGAUACAAAUAAGGAUGAUGGUUUGGUUGUUGAGUGGGGCCAGUGGGGUGAAUACAACACGCGCUUAUUUCCAAUGGAGACCCCAAUGCAUUGGUUACGAUAUGUCCACGGCCAUCGCGUAAUAUGUUCAUCCCAACUUUUUCACCGCGGCUCCAUCCCCACCUCGUCUCCACGGAAUGGCAUCACGUUCAAUAUACUCGACUUUAACCACAACCCAUACUUUACGCCCAAUUCAGCUGCUCGAAGGCGCGAUUUGUAUGACCGGCCCACAAUGGGGCGUUCCAGAUUGUCCGUACAGCCUCAGGCUCGCUCAGGUCUCGAUGUGGAUUAUGAUUUUGGUCCCCCGCACUCUCAUGGGGUGGAUGUCGAAAUUGAUCUGGAUGUAGAUGCGUUCGCGUAUUCGACUUCCCACACGCGCACACUCACAAACGCCACCUCUGCAUCUAGUGCCGAUGACAUAGUCUACCCACCCCAUCUCUUUGAAGACGGGCUUGUCACGCGACUACCAUUCUAUUCGACGUCGUGGACUGUUCCCUCGACAAUGUAUGACGCAAGGUCAGACCUGUUUGCGGAUCCGCAAAGCUUUUAUGCCAGUAUGAUUGACGAAGAGCGGGUUAUUGGGUUAAAGAUGAACGAGGGUGCAGGCAUGGAGUUGCAUGUGUUUUCAUUCUGA